This is a messenger RNA of Ziziphus jujuba (common jujube), 1320 nucleotides long. Its product is annotated as transcription factor bHLH84. Gene Ontology annotation, cellular component: nucleus. Lineage: Eukaryota; Viridiplantae; Streptophyta; Magnoliopsida; Rosales; Rhamnaceae. Gene Ontology annotation, molecular function: protein dimerization activity; DNA-binding transcription factor activity, RNA polymerase II-specific; RNA polymerase II cis-regulatory region sequence-specific DNA binding. Gene Ontology annotation, biological process: regulation of transcription by RNA polymerase II. The transcript is spliced from 5 exons. Bases 1 to 1134 code for a protein of 377 amino acids. The record is from RefSeq and is a predicted model, not a curated record.
AUGGGAGUUCAGGGAGAAUGGACAUCUCUUAGUGGGAUAUACACAGCUGAGGAAGCAGAUAUCAUGGCUCAGUUGCUUAACAAUUUUUCAGUUCCGAACGAGCAAGACGGGGAUUCAAGCAUCGGAUCCCUACAAACUGCUUCUUGGCCUGGCCAUGAAUUAACAAUGGACAUGGCUUCAGGCAAUAAUGAAGGUUCAAAUUGUACUUUGGAAAUUACUAAUUCUAAUUUGUACAGUUUCUCAUCACAAGGAAGUAGUAGUUAUAAAUAUAAUACUACUAAUGGUAGUAGUAUUCUUUAUCCCACUCCUCACAAAAUGUUGGUAACAAACAACAAUUGCUCUACUGCUUCUACAUCUAUUGAUUUCUGCAUGGGAUUGGGGGAUUUGCAAUUCACAAAUUCCUAUCUCAUUGGAUCAGGCACUGAUCAUUAUUGCUUGAACCAAUUAGGAAUGAGCAGUGACGGAGACAGGGAAGAAGAUUAUGGUAAUUCAGACAAGCCUGAAUCUGUCAUCCCACAACAAAAUUUGCAGGUUGAAAAGAAAAGUGACAUGACAGAAUCAGAACACCUAAUGGAAGUCAAGGUCACCACCCCAUCUACGAAAAGAUCUCGAACUUCAUCAGAAAAUGUCCAAUCCGACAAGGCUAAAACAAAGUCAAAGAAGAGCAAGAAACUAGUCUCAACUAGCAAGAAUAUUGAAGAAGAGAGCCUUAAUGGUGAUCAGAAUGGACAGAGUUUAAGCAGUUGUUCCUCAGGAGAUGACUCCAAUGCCUCACAAGACCCGAGUAGAUCAGGAGGGGUAACAUCAAGUACUUUGAGUCUAAAUGAAUCUGUACCUCUCAAUUCGACUGGAAAAACAAGAGCAAGAAGAGGAUCAGCUACUGAUCCUCAAAGCCUCUAUGCAAGGAAAAGAAGAGAGAGGAUAAAUGAGAGGCUGAAAAUCCUACAAAACCUUGUUCCUAAUGGGACAAAGGUUGAUAUUAGCACAAUGCUUGAGGAAGCUGUCCAAUAUGUAAAAUUCUUACAACUCCAAAUUAAGCUGUUGAGCUCUGAUGAUCUGUGGAUGUACGCUCCCAUUGCUUACAAUGGAAAAGACAUUGGACUUGAUCUGAAGCUUACAUUGGCAAAGGAAUAGUAGAAGACAAAGAAGUUGGAAUUGCGCUUCAUUUUUCUGUUAAAAAUAUUCUUCUACUUAUUUAUAUAUAUAGCCGUUUAUAUGGUAAACUCUACGUAAUUUUGAUUAUGUAAAAAUCUUCGAAAGUAAUUAUCCAAGUUUGUCCAUUUUAAUUAAUCUAAUACAAUGGAACCGAUAAGCAGAAAC